AAUUCAAUACCAAAACUUCAACCUUCAAGAAAUUUCGAGAUACCCCGUUAUUUUGUCGUCAUUUUUCGUAUUCACGCUACCACUACUACAAACACUUACUACAAGUAAACGAACGACCCCUCAUUCCACAUCUUCUUCCAACUACAAACAACAACAUCCAAAUCAAACCAAAUACCAACCACAUCCAUCAAUCAUCAUGACUCGCGGAGAAGCAAAGCAAGUUAAGGCCCACUACCAAGGAAAGGAUGAGGAUUUCGUCAUCUUCGUCGACGACCUCCCUACUGCCGAGAAGUGGAAGACCGACAAGAGCAUCCCACUCGCUCACUUCGUGAGCUCAUUCAAGAUCUUCAUCACCCACAAACACGGAGCCCAAGGCCCCUACGACGGAGCAUCCAAGCAAGCGCUCGAGAACGAAUUCGGCACCACCAACGACGACGAAGUCAUCAAAGCCAUCCUCGAGAAAGGCACCCUCCAAGAAUCGGAGGUAUUCGGCGAGCGACAAGGCACCAAGAACGACAGUAUGGGAUCCCGUGCCGGCCAUUAGAUGAUGUUGGGGAGUGAGCGAUGAUUUGCAUUGAGAGGAAGGGAAUAACUUGCUUGGUGGGACGACGGCAGGAAUUAUAUGACGAAAUGACUUUGAUUUGAGAGGAACGAAUGGAAACUCACUCGGAUCAUGGGUACGAUGGAUUGAGAUGGCUGGCUUUCACUAGCUAGAUCUUUCCUCAUCAAAAAUAAAAACAAUGCAUCAAUGAAGGGAAGGAAUUGAUUGUGUUUGUCAGAAUUGUGAUGUUCGUGAAUGGUACAAAACACAAGGUAUAUCUUCAAAGUCAUCAAUACAAAACCCCAAUUGUACAUCUUUGUCAUCAAGCCACCCU
Molecule: messenger RNA, 875 nt
Organism: Mollisia scopiformis
Lineage: Eukaryota; Fungi; Ascomycota; Leotiomycetes; Helotiales; Mollisiaceae
Product: shwachman-Bodian-diamond syndrome protein
Exons: 3
Coding region: 197-544 (115 amino acids)
Source: RefSeq, a predicted model, not a curated record